ACAAACCUACAGAGUUUGAAAGAGAAAAGAGAGAUCUCAAUCAGCAUCUCUCUAUUCUUCUUUUCAACAAUUUCAUUCCAGUAAUGGCCGAUGAACCUUCUCUCACUCGAUGGUCUUUUCUGGAUUUUAAACUGUUUUAUGAUGCCAAGUUUGGGAGGAAGAUAUUUCCUGAGCCGGAAAAUGUUCAACCUGCUGAUGCGACUGUUUCCAACGGCACUACUUCCAACGUCACCUCGAAUAGUAACCAUUCUGUCAGGAACACUUCUGAUAUGGCUAUUAACAAGCAGUAUCGAAAUCAGGGUACGAACUCGUGCACUCAAAUGGUGCUGUGUCUAAUGGAUUUGAUUCAAGACCACAAAGAUCUCUGCCCUGCUUUUGAAUCAGCGGAAAUGCGCGCAUUAGGAGAGAGUUUAAGUAGGGACAUUGUUCGAGGGAACCCAGAUGUUAAGUGGGAAAGCAUCAAGGGACUAGAGGAUGCCAAACGCUUACUAAAAGAAGCAGUUGUCAUGCCUAUAAAAUAUCCCAAGUACUUUACUGGUCUUCUUUCACCAUGGAAGGGGAUUCUACUUUUUGGCCCCCCAUGGACUGGAAAGACAAUGCUAGCAAAGGCUGUUGCAACAGAAUGCAAUACCACAUUUUUCAAUAUUUCAGCUUCAUCUGUUGUCAGCAAAUGGCGUGGUGAUUCUGAAAAGUUAAUAAAAGUACUUUUUGACCUGGCAAGGCACCAUGCACCGUCUACCAUUUUCCUUGAUGAAAUUGAUGCCAUUAUAAGUCAGCGUGGGGGUGAAGGACGCAGUGAGCAUGAAGCAAGUAGGCGUCUGAAAACUGAGCUACUUAUACAGAUGGAUGGUUUGAUGCGGUCAGAUGAGCUCGUGUUUGUUCUUGCAGCAACAAACCUCCCUUGGGAAUUGGAUGCUGCCAUGCUCCGUCGUCUUGAGAAGAGAAUUCUUGUUCCUCUACCAGAGCCAGAAGCAAGAAGAGCCAUGUUUGAAGAACUUCUGCCUCAACAGCAUGGUGAGGAGGCUCUUCCUUACGAUAUAUUAGUGGAAAGGUCAGAAUGGUACUCGGGUUCAGAUAUUCGAUUACUCUGCAAAGAAGCAGCCAUGCAACCUUUGAGACGCCUAAUGACAGUCCUUGAAGAUAAGCAGGAAGUAGUGCCUGAGAAUGAGUUGCCGAAAGUCGGGCCAGUUACGCCAGACGACAUAGAAACUGCUUUGAGGAACAUCAGGCCAUCGGCACAUUUGCAUGCUCAUCGCUACGAGAAGUACAAUGCAGACUAUGGCAGCCAAAUAAUCCGAUGAUUGGCAUACUGCUGCUUCAAGAUCCUUCUAAAUUGUCGGUCAUGACUUCCCCAGAUUUUAAACUCAUCAGAGUACUAAAGCUUUUACUUUG
Messenger RNA from Hibiscus syriacus, 1392 nucleotides. Its product is annotated as katanin p60 ATPase-containing subunit A-like 2. The transcript is spliced from 11 exons. Gene Ontology annotation, molecular function: ATP binding; ATP hydrolysis activity. Lineage: Eukaryota; Viridiplantae; Streptophyta; Magnoliopsida; Malvales; Malvaceae. The coding region runs from base 84 to 1301 and encodes 405 amino acids. The record is from RefSeq and is a predicted model, not a curated record.